AUGGAAAAUCUAAAACAAAAACGUCAGGUCAUAAAGGGCUCCAUAACUCGUAUUUACACAUUCUGUCUGAAUCAAAACGCAUCUUUAGACGAAGUUAAGGUGCGUAUCAGUAAACUUGAUGAACUAUUUUCACAGUAUGAAGAGAUACAAAAUAGCAUUGAUGAUCUCGCCGGCCCGUCUCAGGAUGAAGAAGUGUAUCGAAGCGAGAAGGAAGAUAAAUAUUUCGCAACUAAAUCUAUAUUUGCCAAUCGAGUACGAGAGGAUGAAAGUAAUCGUAUGAUGAGUGAGCAUCCACAAGGUGGAGACAAGACUAGGGCCAUGCAGUCACUUAUGGACCACCAAACCACUAGGAGUGCGCUAAUCGAGAGAAUAUCGAAUAGCACUGGGAUGAACGCAGCGUCGUCACCCUUUAAUCAACCAAAUGAUCGUAAUACACGAGACAAACACGAAAUUCGUCUUCCGCAUAUUCAAAUUCCCGAAUUCGAUGGGACGUAUACCGAAUGGAUUCGUUUUCGUGACCUAUUCGAAGCCAUGAUCCACACAAGAGCUAAUUUGUCAGACGUGGAAAGGUUCGAAUACCUGCAAACAAGACUCAAGGGAGACGCGUUGUCGUUGGUGAAGCAUUUAAGGCCUACAAAUGAUCCACACAAGAGCUAA
Molecule: messenger RNA, 657 nt
Organism: Rhagoletis pomonella (apple maggot)
Lineage: Eukaryota; Metazoa; Arthropoda; Insecta; Diptera; Tephritidae
Exons: 1
Coding region: 1-657 (218 amino acids)
Source: RefSeq, a predicted model, not a curated record